Molecule: messenger RNA, 2274 nt
Organism: Cannabis sativa
Lineage: Eukaryota; Viridiplantae; Streptophyta; Magnoliopsida; Rosales; Cannabaceae
Product: protein MODIFIER OF SNC1 11
Exons: 6
Coding region: 201-842 (213 amino acids)
Biological process (GO): poly(A)+ mRNA export from nucleus
Cellular component (GO): nucleus
Source: RefSeq, a predicted model, not a curated record
AAGUGCCAAAAGAAAAACAAAUUAAGGACUCAAGUGCAAUAAUACUAAAUGAUCAGACACAAACCGCCCACUAUAUUUACAUAGAGAAAGGCUUCCAAGUCCACCGCAAAUCUCAUUUGUUCCAUUACAAGUUUACAGCGAUACUUUUCUUUUUCUCUCUUCCGAUUUACCUUCUCACUUCUCACACCGUCCGUACAUCAAUGGCUACCGAAGCGGAGAAGGCAAGCGACCAUACUCCUUCCAUUGAACCCCUUACCAAGACCGCCGACCCACUACCCCCACUACAAGAUCCCAAACUCGAUGAUGUCCCCGAAAAGGAGCUUGACGAUGGCUCCAAGCCUUAUCCAGCUGACUCCUCCGCCACCGAGAACGCUACUGCGCCUCCCUUCUCCGAUAUCGAGAAGAAGAUCCGGAGAGCCGAGCGUUUUGGGAUAACUGUGCAACUAUCUGAGGUAGAGAGGCGCAACUCUCGAGCUGAAAGGUUUGGCACUGUCGCAGGCUCUGCUUCCCCAACCCCAUCUGCUGCCGCUGGAUCAGAGGUGUCGAAGAAAUCGGAGGAGCUUAAAAGAAAAGCUAGAGCAGAGAGGUUUGGCAUUCCUAGUCCGACAGUAACUUCUGAUGAGGAGAGCAAGAAGAAGGUAACUUCUGACCAGGAGGCCAAGAAAAAAGCUCGCCUUGCAAGGUUUGCACCUGCCUCCAAAACUGACCCUAUAGAAGACGACAAAAGAAAAGCAAGGGCUCUCAGGUUUUCAACCACCCCAUCAAAUUCUGUUCCUCAAGUGAAUGGAAAGUCCAACAUUGAGAAGAGUGCAGCUAUUGCUGGCGAGGCUGGGGGAGAUUGAACAUCAAUAUCUUCCUUAGAUAGUCUAGGUCCUAACAGUCUGGAUUCCCUCAUUUUUUUCUCGUUUACUAUGUGUCUUGUCUGCUUCCCGUUAUAUGGAUACUCAUGUGCAGCCUUUCCGUUGUUGGAUACCUUCACCAAAGUAAAUUUAACAGGAUCUCGGCCGCAGUAGGAGUUUUCUCUCAGUUGAAUAUGCCUGUCACUUUUACCCAGUGAGGUCUUGAAUUUAGUAACACCUACAUAAAGUUAGCUUAUCUUGCAAUCUAUUAAGAAUAUCAGAAAUUCAGAAAUUAACAGUAGGACAAGUUGUGUCAAUUUUAGCUACUAUUUUGGUUAGCUUACUCUUUAUUUUUGGUUCACCUCAUUCAUAUUAUUCACGUGCAUAUCAUCUUCGGCAACAUCUCAGUGCUUCAUAGUUCAUUUAGAUUCAUAUCCAUGAUGCUGUGUGGUGAAUGAUAUUGCUAAGUUUGCUUUGGUUGCAGUUGAUCAAAGAAUAUAUAUGUCCUGAGGUUUACUGGAUUGCUUCAAUUAGGUGUUUCAUGUUGCUAGUUUAGUUACCCUUUAUCAAUUUGGUGGAGUAAAAAAAAAGCUCAGUUUUUACUUUAAUUAGAAGCAAUUUUCUUGCUUCCUUGCAUCCUUGCAUUGUUCAUGCUAUCUCCUCAAAUUUUCUAACUGUUUAAGAAUGAGUCAAUCCAUCUUAUAAACCCUCUUACUCUCAAUCUAGUAGGAAAAGGUUUUAAAAAACAAAGAGAAAAAAGGAAGACAUGGAAAAGCAGGAAAAAAUAUCACAUUGUUUCUGGUAAGACCAAAGAGUAUACAAGGCUGUACCAUUAUGUUGACUGAUAUAUGUCUGAAGGUUGUGCUAACAAGAACUGACUAUUAUUAUUAUGUUAUUAUUAAUAUUUUUAUUUUUACUAUUAUAGUGUUGAUGUGCAUUUCAUUUGUUUCAUUUGCUUAGAUGCCAUUUCAAAUUGUAUUAGAAAAAAAAUUGCUUUGCCAUGAUACAAGCAUGUCAAAAUUGGUUUGGCUGGCUAAUGUGUUUGUCAGAUGAAAUAACCUGUUUGAACUUAUUAUUGGCAUUUGUUUGAAUCUUUUUGUGCUUUGGUAGUUGUUAGUUAUGGAAUUUCUGAUAGUCUUAGUUGGUUAGUUGGGAUAAGUGAACUCUUUGGAGGUGUUGGUUACUUUUCUCGGCUUACUGGGUGAAUUAUUCAAAUCUUGAAAGACAGGAGAGUUGAAUUCAAUUAUGGUAUAUCUAAGCUGAGUUGAUUUUGUAGUUUUUUUUUUAUUUGUAUAUGAAGAUUUCUUCAUUGCAGAAUUUCACAAAUAUAUACCGUUCUGUAUCAGAAUUCUUGUGUUAUUCUUUUAUAUCAUGUAAUGGGUGAAAAGACCAGACUACUUUAAUGUGAGGGAAUGAAACAUUAAACUUUAUUCUA